UAACGGUCUUUGUGUGGGGAUGGGAGGCGUGACUAGAGAUAAAGUUAUCAAAUCACAACGGAGAUUCGUCACAAAAUAUAAACGAAUUUUCAAAUAGCACUUCGUGGAGUUCAGCUCUCGAACGUUACGCGCUUUCUCUGCGAUUUGUCAAAAGUACAAUGGAAACGUAUGAAAGUGUAUUGCUUGUCAAGUCUGAAGUAUUUGUAUUUAAAAUACCGCCAAGGUCAACGAAUAGGGGUUAUCGAGCAGCCGAUUGGAAUCUUCAAGAGCCGUCAUGGACUGGCCGUAUGCGUCUUGUAUGUCAAGGAAAUUCAAUAAGUAUAAAGCUUGAGGAUAAAAUGACUGGUGAGUUAUUCGCGGAAUGUCCAAUUGAACAAUAUCCAGGACUUGCAGUGGAACCAGUCACAGAUUCUUCUCGCUAUUUUGUCUUGAGAAUUCAAAAUGAUAAUGGACGAUCGGCUUUCAUUGGUGUUGGAUUUUUGGAUAGAUCGGAUAGCUUUGAUUUAAAUGUUGCACUUCAAGAUCAUUUCAAAUGGGUGAAAAAUCAAGAACAGAUAGAAAAGGAAAAGGAUGAACCAAAACAGGAGUUAGAUCUUAGAUUUAAAGAAGGGGAAACAAUAAAAAUCAACAUGAAAAUUACUAAAAAAGAUGGCAGCGAAGUCUCUUCCAAAGCAAAGCAGCGUGCCGCUCCAGGUAUAGGCUUACCCCCUCCACCAGGCGGUGUAAAAAUUGCACCGCCACCCGCGAAAACUCCAACUUCGUCACCUGCACAUAAACCUGUUCAGAGUCAAAAUCAAACAAAUUCGGAGUGGGGAGAAUUUGCUAGCGCAUCGCAACAACCUCCAGCUCAACAACCACCGACAGUAGGGAAUGCCAGUUGGGUGCAAUUUUAACUUCUUACAAGUUGUAUUAAAAUUUAGUAUAGCUGUGCUGUAGAAUUGUAGGCUAUGCAUACAUAUAUUAAUUUGUAUGUGAUGUGUGCACAUGUAUCUUGACAUGUAUGCAUAUAGAUUUCUUUUAAGGGUAAUCAUUGACAAAGAUGUUUCUAUGUAUAUAGCGAAUUAACUACAAUAUUUUUAGAAUGUAACCUUUACUGUAUUAUAGCAAAGUAUUUACGAACUUCUAUAAAUUUUUGUUUUAACUCGGUUGCAAAAUCAGUUAUGUAGAUUUUAUUCAUAUACACAAAUCAACAAUCUGAUAUAUGUUUCCGUUUAAUCGAAAGAACAUACAAAAGUAAUUGAAAUCCUAAUAACAUGAACUUCUCACUUAAGAUGUAAAACACACUUGCCUGUUAAAACUGUUACUAGUUCGUGUUACAAGUUGAAGUAAGAAAUUUGCCACGUAUUUUUAAUUUAACGUUUCUUUUUUGUCAUUUGUAUUUAUUACCACUUAUAUUAAUAGCAAAAAAGAUGUACAUACAACUACAAUUCUCAUUUAAAUAAAUUAUACAAAGGAAUGAGUAUAAUACUCAUAUUUUUUAUAUAUGUAGAUAUGAGAUAAGUUUAGUGCCUUGUACAAAUUUGUCUUUAAAGGAUGAGGUAACCUGAAUUAUAAAAAGCAGGUGGUAAACGCACUAAAUAAAUAAAGAAUAAUACAAAUUUAUAAUCUUCAAAGGAUUUAGUUGGCAACAGUUUUAUUAAUAGCAUAGUUUUAAACAUAUAUGCAAUGAAAACGAUCACAGUAUUUUCUAUUACAUGGAUACAAUCUUUGUUAAAACCCUUAAAAGAGUAUAAAUUACAUGUGGUGUAUACAAUCUUAGUUAAUAUUUGUUUCCGGUGUUUGUACAUAAAACAAAAAACUAAGAGGCUAAUACUAAGAGGAGGCCUAAUUCUAUGGUUGUUUAAAAUUGUUAAAUUAGGUAUUGGUUUUGCACCGAUUAUUGCAUCGAUUUUGCAAGUUGAGAAACAAGAUUUUAUGUUGUC
Hylaeus volcanicus is the source of this 1922-nucleotide messenger RNA. RefSeq names its product NECAP-like protein CG9132. The coding region runs from base 159 to 893 and encodes 244 amino acids. The record is from RefSeq and is a predicted model, not a curated record. The transcript is spliced from 3 exons. Gene Ontology annotation, cellular component: clathrin vesicle coat; membrane. Lineage: Eukaryota; Metazoa; Arthropoda; Insecta; Hymenoptera; Colletidae. Gene Ontology annotation, biological process: endocytosis.